AUGGCAUAUGGGCUGUUGGCCUGGACCGCCAACAAUGCUGUUCUCAAGCGGACCUGUCGACUAUACCACCUGUUGGUAAUCGCCUUCUUCCUCACGACCACUGUACUCGCGACCACCGACACUAUCUUACCUUCCGCCGCUUCCGCUUCGUUCCCAGAAUGCGGGCUGUCAUGCUCGUUGCUCCAGCAGGCCGCGGACAGCUGCCUGGCUAGUCCAGACGACACACACGCAGUCCAUGUCUCUUGCUUCUGCCAGUCGACUCUGAUCUCUCAACUCAAAACCUCUGCCGAUGGGACCUGCGACUCUUCCUGCAGCAGCGAAUCCGAUAGACAGUUGUUGAAGACAUGGUACAACAACUAUUGCAAUUCUGGGGGGGCCACGACAACAAGCACAGCAGCUGAUCAAGCUGCUGCUGCGACGACCACAUCAACCUCAGGCUCGAAAGUACAGGCCAACGAGUCCAAACCCAAGACCUGGUGGGACGGUCACUACAAAUGGGUCAUCAUGGUUAUUGUCCUCGUCGUCGCAUUCAGUAUCAUCGCCGCCGUGGCAACAUGGCUGAAGAAACGCCACGAUGCCAAAUACCCGAAUCUCUAUCACGGUGUCGGCGGCAGCGGCAGCGGCAGCGGAACAGAGAGCGGAUUGUUCUCCGGCCGCCCGCGUGACCAGAGUCCAGCCCCCAGCCAACCUGGUCAAUUCUCAUCGAACUUGGGCGGUCUUGCACCUCCGCCCCGGUUCAGUUACCCAAACUCCGAGUCAAUCGCCAGUAGUUCGCGCACAGAGGUCGUACCCUCCAAAGCGCGGUCUGGCCGCUCUUCGUCGCGUUUGGCAAAGACACCGCAGUCGGCGGACGACGACGUCGAGAUUCGGGAGGUUACUCGAUGA
Aspergillus thermomutatus is the source of this 885-nucleotide messenger RNA. RefSeq lists its product as uncharacterized. The record is from RefSeq and is a predicted model, not a curated record. Lineage: Eukaryota; Fungi; Ascomycota; Eurotiomycetes; Eurotiales; Aspergillaceae. The transcript is spliced from 2 exons. Bases 1 to 885 code for a protein of 294 amino acids.